CUUUGCAAAUUAGGCUUCAGUUCAGCAGUAAUAAAUGUGUUACAUUUUGAUAAAAUUGACAAUCGCGCCUUCCUGAUCGGUAUUAUUUACAUAAAAAGUGUCUUCAAGUACGCAACUACUUAACUUGAAAUUUGUGAAACAAAUUUUAACGCAGGCGAUAUGAAUAAAGUAUAAUCCAUAUUAGUAAUAAAAUAAUUGUUAAUCAUGGAGGUGGAUAAACUACGAAAUGAAGAACAAAAUGAAACCGUAGCUGAAGAAGACGAUGAAGAUUAUCUAGAGAAAGUGAUAGGUGCGUUUGGCGCAUGGCAAGCCAAAGUAUGCAUUCUCGCUACAAUGACAAGAUUUCUGGCUAUGUGGAACAUGUUAAAUAUAAUGUUUCUGACCUAUGACAAUACAUUCGUUUGUGUAAAAUUUAAUGGAACACGUCUAAACGUGUCAACAUCAACAUGUUACGAUAACUGUGUCGAGUAUGCAUUUGAAGAAGGCAUUUUUAUCAAAAGUUUUGUGUCGGAAUUUGAGCUGAUUUGUGAAAAGGCCUGGAUGGCUAGUUUUACGCAGACGGUUCUGAUGUUCGGUUUGCUGUUUGGGGUUUAUUUAUUCGGAUGGCUUUCUGACAGAUACGGUCGUCGCAAAGCGAUCUUUUCUCCGCGUUUCUCGUGGUGGUUCUUAUGGUGUCUUCCAGCUUCGCUCCUGACUAUUGGACGUUCUGUGCCCUCCGCUUCUUCAUCGGUGUUGCUACAGGCGGAGUGCUUAUCGUCAGCAUCGUCAUGGUGCUUGAGGUGGUGGGACCGCAGCAUAGAGAGGUCGCAGGUUGCGGAAUAAACUUGCCAGACGGUCUUGCCGAAGCCUCCCUGGUAUCCUUCGUCCAGUUCUCACCAACCUGGAGGAUAUACCUUCUGUCCAUGGGUGGUGCAUCUGCUCUCAUCAUGGUAUUCCUGGUGCUGCUGCCUGAAUCACCUCGGUGGUUGAUGGCUAGAGGACGGUUGGAUGAAGCGAGGGUUUUGAUGAUGAAGGCGGCUAAAUGCAAUGAUCUCGACCCUUGCACCACCGAAGAAACCAUAACCACCAUUAUUUCAAGAGAAACCAAAGAAAUCAAAACCACAACAUAUUGCGACCUGUUCAAAACUAAGAGGCUGUUCUCAAGGACAGUGUGUUCUGUGCUGGUGUGGAUGAUAGCUGGGAUAGGGUACUUCGGCAUCACGCAGUAUUGCACGUUCUUGGGGACGAAUGUGUUUGUCUCUGUCGUUAUUAUGGGGUUGAUGCAGAUACCUGCUGCUUUUAUAGCAACCUGGCUCAACAAAAUCUACGGCAGAAAAGCAACUAUAAUCAGCAACCUAUCCACCACUGGCCUCACCAUGUUUCUCCUCAUCUUCACUGCUCCCGACCACUGGGCAGCACUGACCUUAGGAAUCAUCGGCCUCUGGACUGUUACCAUAACCUUCAACGUCCUCUAUGUAUUUGUGUCUGAACUAUUUCCUACUACUUUAAGGAAUAUGGCGUAUGGUGUGAGCUCUUCUGGAGCUAAAAUUGGAGCGAUGGUAGCUCCUUUUAUAGCAAAUCUUAGCCCUCAUUGGGUACCUUCGUUGAUAUUUUCUGUAUUAGCAUUUUUGGGGGCGGUGUUUGUUUCGCUUUACCGGAAACUAAAGGGAGGCCGUUGGAAGAUGAAAUAGGUCAUGUGGAUUGACAAUUAAUUAAGACGAAAGUCUAUUAGAUAAUUAUCUAAGAUAUAAUAAUAAAUAUCAUAAACAUGAA
Molecule: messenger RNA, 1752 nt
Organism: Leguminivora glycinivorella
Lineage: Eukaryota; Metazoa; Arthropoda; Insecta; Lepidoptera; Tortricidae
Product: solute carrier family 22 member 15-like
Exons: 5
Coding region: 669-1670 (333 amino acids)
Biological process (GO): transmembrane transport
Molecular function (GO): transmembrane transporter activity
Source: RefSeq, a predicted model, not a curated record